Messenger RNA from Rotaria sp. Silwood2, 1560 nucleotides. NCBI's taxonomy places the organism in Eukaryota, Metazoa, Rotifera, Eurotatoria, Philodinida, Philodinidae. The record is from the annotation of a GenBank genome assembly.
AUGGCUACAAAAUUUAAUGACAUACCUGAUAACAUAUCUAGAUUUUCUGAUUUUAUAUCCGAACCGCACAAAAUGCUUCCACCUAUACAAGGAUUCGAAGACCAACUUUUAGUUUCACUCGAAGAUGCUGUACAACCACUUGAAUCUGAUGUACCAAACAUUAAGCAGAUGGUUUAUACGGUUAAAGCCAAUGUAAUUGAACCAGAAGACGGUUUAUCAAAGGAUGAAUCAAGUUCUAUUAUGCUCUACACUUUAGAAUGGUCACCUCCAGACAAAUCAUUUUAUACAAUUCUCAAUGAAAAACUUCGUUCUCGAAAUCGACAUCAAUUAAAACCAUGGUUUUCGUAUCUUCGACUUUUUAUGCAUGCUCUUUCAAAACUUCCACCAAGUGUACAUUCAGUUAUUUAUCGAGGAGUUAAAAUGGAUUUUUCUUCAAGCUAUCGCGAAGAAAAUGAUUUUGUAUGGUGGGGUUUUUCAUCAUGUACAUCAUCUCUUGGAAUUCUCGAAAAUCAUAUUGGUAAAACUGGAAAAAGAACUAUAUUUAAUAUAAUAUGUAAUACGAUAUUUAAUUCAGCUAAAGAUAUCAGUCGACAUUCAUUUUAUCCAGAAGAAAAAGAAGUUUUAUUGUAUCCUGCUCGACAAUUUAAAGUUAGUUCGUCGCUCAAUACUGGCAAUGAACUUCAUAUUAUUCAUAUUCAAGAAACUCAACCUCCCUUUUCUCUUAUUCGAAUUCCACCAACAAUAAUAUCAGAUGAUGAUUAUAUGAAACUUUCAUUUAUUAACAUUCUUCUUCUUGGUGAAAAAGGUGUUGGCAAAUCAACUUUCAUUAAUGCUUUUGUUAAUUAUCUUACAUUCAAAACAGUCGAACAGGCUCAAUCAAAUCGUCCUGUUGUGUUGAAACCUCUUUCGUUUGUUAUGUUGACGGAUGAUACAUUUCAACAAAGGACAAUCAAAUACGGAGAUUUCGAUAAUGAUAAUGAAUUAAUAACACCACGGUGUAAAACUUAUACAUUCGAUCUUAAUCAAAAUAAUAAGAAAAAAUUAUGUCUUAUCGAUACGCCUAGUUUUGAAGAUACACAAAAUUUUGAUCAAACUAAUUCCAAUACAAUAAAACAUAUUUUAGAAUAUGUUAAUAAUUUAACACAUCUAAAUGCUAUAUGUUUUCUUCUUCAACCAGAUGCAUCACGACUAAUGAAUAGUUUUCAAUCGUGUUUUGGUCAAUUAUUGAAUCGUUUAGGUUCAAACGCUCGAAAUAAUAUUAUUUUUUGUUUUACUAAUGCUCUUAUCACUUUUUCCAUGCCAGGAAAUACAGCACCACUAUUAAGAAAUAUGUUUAGUUCGCUUUCAAUGAAUGAUAUUCCUUUUACUCGAACAAAUACAUUCUUUUUUGACAAUGAAUCAUUUCGAUAUUUAAUGGCUAUACAAAAUGGUAUUAAAUUUGAUAAUGAAGAUACAAAAGAAUAUACAAUGAGUUGGUCAGAGUCCAUACAAGAAUCAAAUCGUCUUCUUAAUUAUAUUCUUACAAAUCUUAUUCCAUGUCAAAUUGUUAAGAAAAAAUAA